CGGUUUUGUUUCUCACUGUAUUUGAUUGUACCUUUUCUUUGUUUCACGUCCCGGCAAGUUUGCGUCUUACCGCCCACCCGGUGUCUCACGGGUCCUGCCGGCCUUCAUCCCGUCUGUCAAGUUCGUCCUGCGUCCUUCAAUGCCAUUCUCCGAUUCGUCCCCCUUGGACCCCUUCCCCAUUGAUUAUCAGUCGAUGGCAUUCCAGGCGCCUUACACAAGCGCGCCGUAUGUGGCAGCCGUGCCAUCACCCGCGACACCUCAGCCGCAACUUCCAGCUAACUAUAUGAUGUCUGCUUCUAUGCCCCAUUAUCCAAUGAAUGCUGCCAUGUCCCAGCAGCAGCCAAUGAUGCAACGUAUACAUCCUUCGCAACAGAAUGCUGCCAACAUGUCCGCAUCCACACCCCAGCGCUCCUUCAACCCUGCCUCUCAGGGCACCCCAAACAACGCGAUGCCCUCCCAGCAGCCAGGUACUUAUUCUACUGCCCAAGGCCAAGGAGGCUCUGCGAAUCAGACACCAACCACCACCCAGCCUCAAAGUGGCUCGGCCGUAGGCACACCCCAAACACCUACAUUCCCUUCCACCGGAGGACAAGGUCAGGUCAAUGGGACGCCGAUACACUCGGCCCCUCAAAGUCCAGCUACGAGAUCGCGUGAAACGGAAAGGUUCGCCGUAUUAUUGGAAAUCAAUCAUGAGCUCCUGUACGAACUAGCCUGUCUCCACAUUAGCCGGCAAGAGAUUAAGAGAGAAAAGGAGUCGGCUGGUGAAUCGGGUGAGCAGCAGCAGAAUGGUGGUAUGAGCCUCUCCGAGGAGGAGAAAUUGACAGAGCAGGAUUAUCAACAAUGCUUGGUCAGGGCCAGAACCAAUAUGGGUUUCAUGGGCUCGCUGUCACAGCCGGGCAAACAACCCAAUGUACACCCGUAUCCAGCAUAUCUGACGCCCCCACCCCUACACUUGAAUCUCAGGAUAAGAGUAGCACAGAACACGUCUGCUGAGGACAGCGCGGGCGACGCGCCACCAGACCCGAACACUGAUCGCGCAGAAAGACAUAAAAUCAUGGUGGAUCUCUACAAGAAGCUCCAAUCCCUUUACCCAGGCGUUGAUUAUAAAAAUGAGCCCCUCUGGAGGACGGGCGUGAACCCUACAACAGGACCAUCGGGUCUUCCCGGACCUGGGUCAAUGCCAGGAGGUACUCCUGAUCAGAUGUCACAGCAACAGCAGCAGCAGCAGCAGCAAAGCCAGCAACAGCAAGGCCAGCAGCAAAAUUCACAGCAGCAACCUGGACAACAGCAACAGCAGCCCGGGCAACAAUUAAGUCAUCAGCAAAUGAUGAUGCUGAAGCAGCAACAAUACCGCGAGCAAAUGCAACAAAAGCAGCUACAAAUCCAGCAGCAAAUCCAACAGCAGCAGCAGCAGCAGCAGAAUGGCCAGCUAGCUGGUGGUCGUGUAGGGUCGAACCACGGAAGUCCGGCUCCAAGCGGACAGCUGCUACAACAGGGCAUGAAGACGCCGCAGAUGACGCCGCAGAUGUCCAACGCCAUCCCCCCCGGGAUGGUGACACAACAUCAGCAGCAACAGCAGCUUCAAGGUCAGCAAAGCCAACAGGAUACGCAGCAAUCGCAGCCCGGCACAUCGGGACCGCCAUGAGAACUUUGCUAGAAGUCAUCCCCCUUGGUUGUCAUGAAAGUGAAGGAAAAGAAGCAGAGACACGUCAUAUCAAGCUUGUAUAACGGCGGGCUUUUAGGAGUUUUUGGGUGGGUGGUUGCUA
Neurospora tetraspora is the source of this 1766-nucleotide messenger RNA. RefSeq lists its product as uncharacterized. The record is from RefSeq and is a predicted model, not a curated record. The coding region runs from base 140 to 1645 and encodes 501 amino acids. The transcript has 3 exons. Lineage: Eukaryota; Fungi; Ascomycota; Sordariomycetes; Sordariales; Sordariaceae.